Molecule: messenger RNA, 2656 nt
Organism: Gopherus flavomarginatus (Mexican gopher tortoise)
Lineage: Eukaryota; Metazoa; Chordata; Testudines; Testudinidae
Exons: 2
Coding region: 138-932 (264 amino acids)
Source: RefSeq, a predicted model, not a curated record
GGAAAGAGGCUAUUCCAGGAACACAGAGCAGUGUUGUACAAAAAUCAAGGAGCUCAGGCAAGCGUACCAAAAAGCCGAGGAGGAGAACGGGUGCUCUGGGUCACAGCCCCAUACAUUCCGCUUCUACCGUAAGCUGCAUGCAAUUAUGGGGGGUGACGCCACCACUACCCCACCACUGUCUGUGGACACGUGCAAGGGGGGAGUUGCAUGGAGCGAGGAGGAAGAAUUAUUGGAGGACGAAGAGGAGGAGGACAGUGCACAAGUGGCACGUGGGGAAUCCGUUUUCCCCCCCUAGCCAGGAACUAUUCUUAAUGCUGGAGCCAAUAGCCUCCCCCUACUCCCAAGGCGGGCUGCUGGACCAUGACCUUGGAGAAGGUACUUCUGGUGCAAAUGUUUCAACGUGGCCCCUAUCUACUCCAUCCCAGAGGCUGGUCCAGAUUAGAAGGCGGAAAAAACGAACUCAGAUUGACAUGUUCGCCGAGGUCAUGCAGUCCUCCCUCACUGAUAGUGCCCAGCUGAAUGCGUGGAGGCAAACAAUUGUGGAGUCCCGUAAAGCAGUACAGGAACACGAAGAGAGAAGGGACAGGCAUGAUGAGAGCAGGCAGGACGCUAUGGUGAAGCUCAUGGGGGAGCAAACUGACAUGCUCCGCUGUAUGGUGGAUCUAAUGCGGGAAAGGCAGCAAGACCACAGACUGCCGCUGCAGCCCCUGUAUAACUGCUUUCCCUCCUCCCCAAGUUCCAUAGCCUUCUCACCCAGAUGCCCAAGAACACGAGGGGGGAGGCUACAGGGACCCACACACUCAACCCCAGAGGAUUGCCCAGGCAGCAGAAAGCUGGCAUAUGUGAAUUUUUUAUUUGGUUUCUGGACUUGUCCUUCCCUCCUCCUCCACCCCUCAACCCAAUUUCCCCCCACCCCCCAGUCUACCUUCUGAUUUCUCUCAAUGUGUUGUGCAACAAAUAAUAAAGAACAGUUUUUAAACAAUUUUGACUUUAUUUCCUUUCAUAUAUAUAUAUAUAUAUGGGGUGGAUAACUUCAAGAGAAACAAACACAACUGUCAUGCCGUACCCUGGCCAGUCAUGAAACUGGCUUUCAAAGCUUCUCUGAUGUGCAGCAUGUCCUGCUGCACUCUUUUAAUCGCCAUGUUGUCUGGCUGUGUGAAAUUGGCCACCAGGCAAGUUGCCUCAACUUCCCAUCCCGCCAUAAACAUCUCCCCCUUACUCUCACAGAGAUUGUGGAGCACACAACAAGAAGCAAUUACAAUUGGAAUAUUGCUUGUGCUGAGAUCUAACCGAGUCAAUAAACUGUGCCAGUGCACUUUCAAAUGUCCAAAAGCACAUUCUGCACUUGCUCAGCCUAUAGGUGAACUGCUCCUUACUACUGUCCAGGGUGCCUGUGUAUGGCUUCAUGAGCCAUGGCAUUAAGGGGUAGGCUGGGUCCCCAAGGAUAACUAUAGGCAGCCACAUUUCAACAAUCCCAACAGUACUUUUCUGGUCUGGAAAGUAAGUCCCUUCCUGCAGCUGUUCAAACAGACCAGAGUUCCUGAUGAUGCAAACGUCAUGCACCUUUCCCAGCCAUCCCACGUUGAUGUCGGUGAAACGUCCCUUGUGAUCCAUCAGUGCUUGCAGCACCAAGGAAAAGUACCCCUUGCGGUUUAUGUACUGGCUCCCGCGGUGUGCCAGGGCCAAGAUAGGAAUAUGCGUUCCAUCUAUCGCCCUGCCGCAAGUAGGGAACCCCAGCGCAUUAAAGCCAUCCACAAUGGUCUAUACGUUUGCCAAAGUCACUACCCUCGAUAGCAGUUGGUCAAUGAUUGUGUUGGCUACUUGCAGCACAGCAGCCCCUACAGUAGAUUUGCCCACUCCAAACUGAUUUCCGACAGCCCGGUAGCUGUUGGGUGUUGCAAGCUUCCAUAGUGCAAUGGCCAAUCUCUUCUCAACUGUGAGGGCUGCUCUCAUUUUGGUGUCUUUGUGCUUCAGGGCAGGGGACAGCAAGUCACAAAGUUCCAUGAAAGUGGCCCUAUGCAUACAAAAGUUUCAGAGCCCCUGGGAAUCAUCCCAGACCUGCAACACUAUGCGGUCCCACCAGUCUGUGCUUGUUUCCCGGGCCCAGAAUCAGCGUUCCAUGGCAUGAACCUGGCCCAACGCCACCAUGAUCUCCCAAUCGCCACAUGCCGUGCUUCGAGGAAUGUCUGUGUCCAUGUCCUCAUCAGUAUAGUAAUCGCACUGUCGUCGCUUCCUCGCCCGGUUUUGCAGCUACUGUACAUACUGCUGGAUAAUGUGCAAGGUAUUUACAAUGGUCAAAACUGCAGCGGAGAUCUGAACAUGCUUGCUGCGCUGUGGCGCCUGCAUGGGUAAUCCUGGAAAAAGGGCGUGAAAUGUAGGAGAGCUGUUCUGUUCAAGAUGGCUUAUAAAAGGUGGUAAAUGCUUGUCUUCUGUAGCUUUCAUGGAGUCGGGAAGCUUGCUAGAGCUGCAAGAGCAGGAGAGCAGAGUUUGCGAUGGAAGCAUGAGCAGAAUUUGUGGCAGAAGCUGUGCAGCUCAGUUCACAAUGGCCAAAAAAUGGCGGGGAAUUGUUGCCUUCUGUAGCUUCCAUGAGAGCCCAGGACAGACAACGUAAACAAUCUUGUUUGUCUUAGUGACUGGCAGAAUAAGAAGUAGGACU